Messenger RNA from Limulus polyphemus (Atlantic horseshoe crab), 3473 nucleotides. It is a transcript of the gene CPSF1, whose product is annotated as cleavage and polyadenylation specificity factor subunit 1-like. The annotation marks the transcript as partial. The transcript is spliced from 25 exons. The record is from RefSeq and is a predicted model, not a curated record. Gene Ontology annotation, cellular component: mRNA cleavage and polyadenylation specificity factor complex; nucleus. Gene Ontology annotation, molecular function: protein binding; nucleic acid binding. Lineage: Eukaryota; Metazoa; Arthropoda; Merostomata; Xiphosura; Limulidae.
AUAUGUUUUGACACUAUUCAAUGAUGGGAUGAGAAGUGUAAGGAAUUUUAGCUUUGACCGAGCAGCAGCAAGUGUUCUAACUACUUGUAUGACAAUCUGUGAGGAAGGAUAUUUAUUCUUGGGUUCACGACUUGGGAACUCCCUGUUACUUCGAUAUAUGGAGAAAGUAAAAGAUACAACUGCAGAAGAGAACAAAACAGAAGACAAGAACACACCAGGAGAGCCACCUACUAAAAGAAAGAAACUGGAAACUCUAGGAGAUUGGAUGGCAUCUGAUGUGGCAUUAAUAGAGGAUCCAGAUGAACUGGAAGUGUAUGGUACUGCUAUGCAAGCAACAAAACAACUUACAGCUUUCACUUUUGAGGUUUGUGAUAGUUUACUAAAUAUUGCUCCAUGUGGGCAGAUAUCUAUGGGAGAACCAGCUUUUCUGUCAGAAGAGUUCUCUGGAAAUCCUGACCCUGAUGUUGAAUUGGUCAGCACAGCUGGGUAUGGCAAAAAUGGAGCUCUUUGUAUUUUGCAGAGAUCAGUGAGACCACAAGUUGUCACUACCUUUGAACUUCCAGGAUGUGUAGACAUGUGGACAGUGGUUGCACCACCAGAAUCACCAGUGCAGGAAGUAAAGGAAGUUGAAGACAACAAGGAAAAAGAUCAAGAGAAAAAAGAUUCUGAAUCAACUGAUGAGGCAAAAAAAGAUGAACAGAACUUAGUUAACACUCAUGCCUUUUUGAUUCUCAGUCGAUUGGAUAGUAGUAUGAUUCUUCAGACUGGUCAGGAAAUCAAUGAACUUGAUCACAGUGGUUUUAGUACCCAAGCUUCUACUGUAUAUGCUGGAAAUAUUGGAAACAAUCGGUACAUACUGCAGGUAUCUCCCAUGGGAGUGAGGCUUCUUGAAGGAGUGAAACAGUUACAGCACAUUCCAUUAGAUGUAGGUUCUCCCAUUGUUCUGGCAUCUAUUGCUGAUCCAUAUGUAAUCAUCAUGAGUGCUGAGGGACUUGCCAUCCAACUUACUCUGAGACAGGAGCACAGUGUCUUUUUGGGAGUGUCAAGACCAAUGUUAGCUGCAGGUAAAUCUAAAAUUGUUACACUCUGCCUGUACAAAGACAUUAGUGGGCUCUUUAAUACAGCACCUCGACAAGAUAUUAAUGAAGAAGUUCAGCAGAAGGUAUCUAGUGCAAGAAGUACUGAAAUUAGAAACUCUUUCACAUUUGAAACAAGUGGAGUGGAUGAUGAAGAUGAACUAUUGUAUGGAGAUUCUACCAAUAAAGAUGGAGAUCUUGAUUCAGCAUUUCCACUUCCUUCUGUGAAAUCCCCCAGUGUUUCCAAGAUAUUUGAAGUUAUCGAAGUAAAGCCAACAUAUUGGUUGUUUGUUGUGAGGGAGAAUGGAGUAUUAGAGAUCUACAGUCUGCCAGAUUAUAAGCUCUGCUAUUUAGUUAAGAACUUCCCAAUGGGUCAGAAGGUGCUAGUGGACAGUGUCCAGAUGACAUUGGGCUCAGGCUGUGAUGAACAGCUUAUGGGCUGCAGCUCAUUUGUGAAAUUCAGCAAGAGAGCUCGAGUAGAUGAGGAAUUGCUUAUAUAUGAAGCUUUUCCAUUCUAUGAAACACAGACAGAAAACCACUUGAAGCUUCGUUUCAAGAAGCUCUCUCAUGGUAUAAUCUUAAAGGAAAGGAGAAUGUUCAAAGCUAGAAGAAAACCAGAGGCAGUGGAUCAGGAGAAAGUUAUUGAUCGUCAUUGUUCACUACGCUACUAUGGCGAUAUUUCUGGUUAUUCAGGAGUGUUUAUUUGUGGACCCUACCCACAUUGGCUUUUCAUGACCACUCGAGGAGAACUGCGCUCACAUCCAAUGGGAAUUGAUGGUGGUGUAUCGUGCUUUGCUCCUUUCCACAAUGUAAACUGUCCAAAAGGCUUUCUGUAUUUCAAUAAACAGGAUGAGCUCCGAAUUUGUGUUCUACCUACUCAUCUGAGUUAUGAUGCUCCUUGGCCUGUCAGAAAAGUCCCGCUUCGUUCCACCCCACACUUUGUUAGCUACCACCUGGAAAGCAAAACAUAUUGUGUAGUAACUAGUACAAUGACACCUUGCAGUUAUCUAGUUAGGUUAAAUGGAGAUGAGAAGGAAUAUGAGGUUUUAGAAAGAGGUAAGAUUAUUCUUAUCUUUUCAUUGGUUAAAACUUGUUGUGUAAAGUUUAAUUUUAUACAAAAUAAUGAAAUCUUAUGGUAUAUGUUGUUGCAGAAACAAGAAGCAUAUAUUUUUAUAUUAGAUGUUAUUGACGUUGUACCAGAACCAGGCCAACCUCUUACAAAAAAUAAAAUCAAAGUGGUUUACUGUAAAGAACAAAAAGGCCCAGUAACAGCAAUCUGUCAAGUUGGGGGUUUUCUACUUAGUGCCAUUGGGCAAAAGGUUUAUAUAUGGCAACUGAAAAACAAUGACCUGGCUGGAGUUGCAUUUAUAGACACUCAAAUCUACAUCCAUCUUGCCAUCUCCAUCAAAAACCUCAUCUUGGUUGGUGAUUUCUGCAAAUCUGUAUCUCUGCUUCGGUAUCAGGAGGAAAGCAGGACACUGUCUUUGGUCAGCAGAGAUGUUAAACCAUUGGAGGUAUUUGGAAUUGAAUUUUUUGUUGACAAUACACAGCUGGGAUUCCUAGUAACAGAUUCUGAGAAGAACUUGGUUCUCUACAUGUACCAACCAGAGGCUAGGGAAAGCUGUGGAGGGCACAGGUUAUUGAGAAAAGCUGAUUUCCAUGUUGGAUCCUCAGUCAUGACAAUGUUCAGAAUUCGCUGUAGGAUAGGAGAUAUGUGGAACGUGGACAGAAGGCAAGCUGCUAUUAUAGAGAAGCGACACAUAACAAUGUAUGCAACUUUGGAUGGGAGUUUAGGAUUUGUGCUUCCAGUUCCUGAGAAAACUUAUCGUCGUCUCCUUAUGCUACAGAAUGUCCUGGUCACCCACAUUCCUCACACUGCUGGUCUUAAUCCAAAGGCCUUUAGGAUACAUCGUAGUCAUCGAAGGUUCUUAGUUAAUCCUCACAAGAAUGUCCUUGAUGGUGACUUACUGUGGAAAUUCCUAAACCUCUCUGUACUAGAGAAGACAGAAUUGGCUAAGAAAAUUGGAACCACUACAGAACAGAUCACAGAAGACAUUGUGGAGAUCAGUCGCUACACUGCCCAUUUCUGAUCUUGGGUUUGAUAAUUGCUGGUGUAGAAGUUUUAGUCUACAUGUAUUUGUAAAUAAGACACUAAACUGAUAUUACAAAUAAAUUUUUCAACUUUUGUACCAAAGUAUUUAAUAUUAAAGUGGUUGUAAGUUGGUCAUUUUCUUCCUCAUGGAGAUAUAAUUUAACUAAGAAAUUGUAAUGGUCAAGUACCAUCAUUGCUAACCUACUCCUUACAACCUCAUGUCACAAACCUAUAUAUACUUUUCUUGCUAAGCAACAUGACAUAAAAGUCAUUGUUCGAAUGCAUUGUUACCAAAAUGCACUGGC